This is a messenger RNA of Xenopus laevis (African clawed frog), 2234 nucleotides long. RefSeq lists its product as uncharacterized. The record is from RefSeq and is a predicted model, not a curated record. The transcript is spliced from 4 exons. Bases 980 to 1852 code for a protein of 290 amino acids. Lineage: Eukaryota; Metazoa; Chordata; Amphibia; Anura; Pipidae.
UAGUAAAAUCUAAAAUUAAUAUCUAUAUUGAUAUAUAUAGUUUCAGUGAGUCUGUGUAAGUAUUUGCACUGAGGUUUAUUUGGAGGAGUUGAACUUUUUACAACCCAACUAUGUCACAAGGAGAUUUGUCACCUGCAGGAAAUUUGUGCUACAAGUCUUUCAAACCUCCUGAAAUUGCCUUGCGAUUCACUAAUCUUCACAUAUAAAUCACAUUGCAUGAGGCAAUCACAGAAAAAAGUGCUUUCUUCUCUUAAAUGUUAUCUAAAGGGAUAAUAAAUUGCCAUCAUAUUCCCAGACUUUUGAAAUGAGCACUUUGUCAAGAGCAAGUCAGUCAUCAGUAAUGUCCAGCUUUACAUUACCAGCGUUCCUAAAUACAUUAGAAAAAUACAUUUAUAGUUUGCUAAAGUUAAAUUUCAAACCCAGGUAGGUGUGACCCUAAGCAAAACCCUAGUGGAGUCUAGAUAAUUGGUUUGUGGAUAAGAGAUCCUCUGCCUGUACUUCACUAUGGAUACAUUUUCUUACACUCGACAAACAGAGGUGUGUUUUGUUGUGACAAUAAACCAGAGCCGUCUCCUCUUCUAUCUGAGGAAUUAGGGGUCUGAAACCUGACAAAGUUCAUUUUGCUGUUUAAUCAGCUUUUCCAUUUCCAUUGGGCAGUACAGGGUGGGUGAUUGGUGGAAGGGAGUGAGGCACUUGUGUUGUUACACAACAAGUUGGGAACAACCUGAAGACAAUGAGAGUUUUUUGAGCAUGAAAAUGUUUUGUCUAAACACAGACGGGUGGAGCGUGUUCAGAAUACCUUACAAAUGGCUUUGUGGUGAAUUAUUUGUUUAAUUAACUUCAGACGUCCCUUCCUCUUUCUAUUUGUAGCUGAAUUAUUUUCACUUUCAUUCCUGUGUAUAGCACCCACAGUCCCAUUUAAUAGCAAGCACUUUGCCCAUUACAGUUGUCUCUGUCACACUGCUCCUGUUGUGUAGCCAUGGAACAGCCGGCGCCAGAUGAUCUGCGGGAGAGGCUGCGUCGGUACAAUAUACCCAACCCUAUAGAGAAUGUCAGACACCAGUUCAACCACAUAUUUAUCAUGCUGUUUGGAAUGAUGGGACACGGCAAAAGUUCCCUUAUUAACUCCUGUAUCAGUGUGCUCAACAACCACAACUUUCAGAAUGUGACUGGGGCUGGGAAUAAGGAUUCUACAGAAACAACUGGGAGAGAGAUCCACAACCUAACACGAACUCUGAGUAUUGUCGAUAAUCGAGGUUUUAAUAUAAUUAAUGAUGAUGAACUCUCAGAGGCAAGAGCUCAACUAAGGGCCUUAAGGGAUAUGGGAGAAGUCAAAUGGGAUAACGAUUAUAAAGACACGUUACAAGUAUUUCGCAUCCAAAUGACUGCUGAUCAAACCACAUUCUUGGUUCCAGUUCUGGUUUUCAGUGCUGAAACACCUCAGAAUAGUGGAGAUAUGAAUGGUUUAUCUACAUUUGUCUCAGACGCAUUUCGCAUUACAGGAAUCCACCCAAUCCUUGUGAUCACCCACAGCAGCUCUGAAAAUCAGAGUCGUGUUAACAAGAAAUUUCGUGAUCUGGGGAUAAAUCACAGGAUCUCUCUAGAGAAUUACACAACAAACAAUACACUUCACAAUCCAGAUACUGACAAGAAAAUACUUCAGUUCUUAGACACCUGCAUGAGUGAAGCUGAGAGGGGAAUCAAGACAACUGCUGCUCGUCAGGGUCACUUCAUAAAUCAAGGGACAGAGCAGCUUCAACAUGAAUUUAAUACAUUGUUGAGCAAGAAGGAAAAGGAGAUAGAAAACCUGAAGAAAGAGCUUCAAGAGAAAAACAAAUGUUCAAUUUUAUGAGACAAUACAGUUAGAGCAAAGAGGCUAUAAUGCAUGAUAUCACAUAUAUCACUUAUGCAGGAAUUCUUAAUCUGAGUGUGGGGUCCCAUAGAGUUGGAAUCAUAGGAGGAAAUAAAAGGUAUUCUCUGGGCCUUGUUAAUAUUCCCCUUCUGUUUUUGAGCAACUGUUUCCUGGGAAUUGACCGGACCCUCUCCCUCUGUGAUUGUAAAUUACUCUCAUCAUACACUUUGGCCUUGAAUUUCUGCAAUAAAUGUGCAGAUGCUUCGUCAUAAAGUUCAUCUGUAGAUGCGUCUGACCCUUAACAAUUGGCUAGUGGGAAGUCCCUUAAACAGGCCUGGAGGAUGAUAUGAUGUGGGUUUUAAUAAAUUGUUCCUAUCCAUGG